This is a messenger RNA of Punica granatum (pomegranate), 2874 nucleotides long. The record is from RefSeq and is a predicted model, not a curated record. Lineage: Eukaryota; Viridiplantae; Streptophyta; Magnoliopsida; Myrtales; Lythraceae.
CACCGGCCUCUAACCGAUCCGUCUCAUCACAGUGAGGCCGGAUCUAAUCUCCCCACGACCAUAACUGGUGAGAUUUGGUUGUCGUGCGCUCAGAGAGAACCUUAGGCCAUGACGGUCCACGACGGGCCUCCCCUUGAGCCCACGAGGCUCACGGUGGGCUCACGAGCUUCACUUGGCUCGUCCCAAGAUGGCAAGAUCGCCAGAGCCAACAGCGAUUCGCGCCGAGAAAAUAAAUAUAUUUUUCUUUCUUAGGAUUUAAUUCGAUAAUUAUCCCUUUUUUUGUUUACUUUUUUUUUCCUUUUUAGUUUUUUAUUAAGAAAAUAAAGAAAUACCCCCAAGAAACCGCCUCCCAAAUUCCCCCGACUGCUAUAAAGGACCCGCUAAUUUAAUUUUCCUCCUCUCUCCCUCCGAUUUCGCGAUCAGUUCUCUGCUCCUCAGUCGGCGAGCAGAGAGAUAGAGAUAGAUAGAGAGAGAGAGAGAGAGAGUAACCAGUAAUGGCGUCACCGGUGACCGCCGGUUCGGCAGCCAGCUCCGCCGACUCGUACAUAGGCAGCCUCUUGAGCAUCGUGUCCAAGUCCGAGAUGCGAUACGAAGGCGUUCUCUACUACAUCAACCCUCAAGACGCGACAUUUGGCCUCAAGAACGUGAGAUCGUUUGGAACAGAGGGACGAAGAAAAGAUGGUCCACAAGUCCUUCCUGAUGAAAGGGUUUUUGAAUACAUUCAAUUCAGAGGGAGUGAUAUUAAGGAUUUAAAGGUUUUGCCAUCACCAACUCCCCAAGAUACAUCAUCUGUAUUUGAUGAUCCUGCCAUCAUACAGUCUCAUUACAUCCCUCCUAUGCCAAAAUCUACAAGUGCUCCAUAUGCUGCUUCUGCGGGCAUAGCAAAUCUUACCUCCACUGGAGGACUUCAAACUUCAGUAGUUAAAGAUAGCUUUCCUCUAUUUCCGCCUGUGAACUUGGCAUCAAUCGGUACAAUGCUGCCUCCACCAAGUGCACAAGUGAAUGCAGGUGCUAUGCUACCACAUGCGCAAGGACUUGGGGGCCCCUCGGCAGGGAUUACGUACUUACAACAGCAGUCGUUGGUUGGAUCGCCACAAGGUUUGCCAGCUGUAUAUACCAUGAAGCAGCAGUUGCAACAUCCUGCCUUUAAUUCGUCAAUCCCCAGUAGCACAUCAAACUUGAAUGAAUCCUCCCAGUCCUUCAUGCUGCCUGUGACUCUUGGAGCACUGAUCUCAACACCAAAUUUGAUCACUUCAUCGGCUUUUCCAUCGAAUUCUGCCUCAUUGAAUUCUCUUGUAACUCGUAAUGCAGUCUCAGAUAGUAGGCCUGGCAGUCUUUCAACAGUCGCAUUAAAUCCCAUGUUGCCAUCUCUGUCUCCAAUGACUGCUACUCUUUUGGAAAGAAGCCCCAUUAUACCUCAAAUUAUUGACAAAUCAAACUUGGUUAUAGCUUCAGGUUCGCAAAAGGAAAGUAUUCCUGGAACUUUGCCUUCUGUUGAUGGACCUUCGACCACAAGUAAUACGGAGGAAUUGAAACCAUCUGUUGUAGUCCCAGGUCAGUUUUUGCAGACUGCGCCUACUAACUCAUUGUCACGUUCUACUGAAAGUGUUCGUGAAGAUGUGGAGGUGGUGAAAGUCUUGACCUCAGAAUCACGUCAAACAUCCUCAAAAAAUGAUAAGGCACCAAUUUUGCAGCUGCAAACAGCAUCUGCCACAGAGGAUAUUAACAAGUUCCGUGAUAGUAAGAAACCUCACCAAAGGGGAAGAGGAGACACGAAAAGUGGGGCUAAUGCACCAAUUCGUAAAUAUGUCAAAAGUGGUACGGGGCAGAUAGAGAAGAAGAUAGAUGGGGCUUAUACACGUGCGAGCCAAAUUAGAAUUGGCAGUUCUAAGGAAAGAGGACAGAAGAAGGAUGCAACUGAUCCAAAAACUCAAGAAAGUAUGAGAGGCAGUCCAAGGGAAGGGGGAAAGAAGUAUUCCUUUUCAUAUCGGAGUAACAUAAGAAGUUCACAAAGUCAUAAGAAUGGAGAAAGCUGUGCACAGGAAAGCAGAAAGAAGUUGAGUGGAGCUGCUUCUCGCAGUGGCACUGGUGGUAGAGGAAGGGGUCGCGGGAGAGUAGCCACUGUGAUUCCCCGUGCCACCAAAUUUACUGAGGAUUUUGAUUUUGAGGCUAUGAACGAAAAAUUCAACAAGGAUGAAUUAUGGGGUGAUCUCGGUAAAAACAAGAAAGAUCAAUUGAAAGGCAAAGCCAAUGCAGGAGAGCAUGAAGCAGCCAAAAGUGAAGGUUCAGCAACAGCCAUGAAUUUGGACAUAAAGCCUGUGUAUGUCAAGGACGACUUUUUUGAUUCACUUUCAAGUGAUCAACCCAAUCGGAAGUUAAUUGAACAGAGAAAAAUAGACAAAGAGACUUUUGGUGACCUCAAGAUAGUUCGAGGGAAUCGCAGGACCCAGAGAGUGGCUGGAGGCUCCCAGUCCAGGGGUUCUAAUGAUGGAAGAGGACGACACUAUGCAGGACAGGGAAGAGGAAAGGUGCAGGCUGUGUGGACUCAGGUCACCUAGGUGACUCUUCUUGGACUAUUGUCUUUAGAUUUUCUGGUAGUCAGUCGAGCGUCCGAGGCCUGUGUUCUUUCUAGCUCGGAGAAAUGUGAGUAAUAUGCAGAAAGAAUGCAAACUUUUGGUCUGGAUUCACUGAUGUCACCGAUGGCUUCAUCGCACAAGUUGUAAAGGGAAGUUGAAUUCUAGAUGGCUGAGAAAUGAGUAGUUUCGCCGGAGAGCCUUGGACGGUUUGGCAAAAUUCCGAGACCAAUUCGAGUCUUUCUACGUGUUUGUGUCUUCGAGUUGAGAUGCAUCAAAUCUUCUCCUGAAUUCGCCUUAA